Messenger RNA from Cylicocyclus nassatus, 2358 nucleotides. NCBI's taxonomy places the organism in Eukaryota, Metazoa, Nematoda, Chromadorea, Rhabditida, Strongylidae. The record is from the annotation of a GenBank genome assembly.
AUGAAGGGCCUGGUGCUCACUCUGCUUGGUCUGGUUCUAAUAGCCAAAGCCAGGAAAAAUUUCCACACUGGCAAUGUUCCUGUGAAAUUUGAUAACUUCUCACUGGAAGAGAACAUUGACGACUCAAGCGAGCAUCGAAUCCGAGACAACAUUACACAACAUGCACGAGAAGUUGUUGCCACGGAGGAACCGACGCACGAAAUUGCGCAAAAGGAAAAAGAAGAGCUGGAACUGGCGCGGACAAUUGAAUGGGAACAAAGGAAAAUCCAAGAACUUAGGGAAGAACGAGAGCGAGUGAAGCAGCAAAAGAAAGAAGAAAUCGAGAGGAUCAUGAAGGAACAAGCGAUAGAGCAAGCCAGAAUUGAGGCAGCUCGAGCGCAAAGAAAGCGAAUGCGAGUGCUGGAAGAGCAGAGGAGGAAGUUGAUCGAGGCAAAAAGAGAAAGAGAAAGACAAGAGAAAAUGCUGGCCGAAUUGGAAUUACAGAAGCAGGAAGAGAUUCGUAAGCUAGAGGAGGAAAAGGAAAGACAAAGGCAGAAGUUGGAGGAGGAGAGGAAGCGAUUGGCAGAAGAGGAGCAGCAAAGGAAGAAACUGGAAGAAGAGCAGCGGAAACGAGAGGAAGGAGAGGAACGAAAGAAAUGGCUAGAGGAGGAACGGCUGAGAGUUGCUCGAGAACAAGAAGAGGAGCGAAGAAGGAUAGAACAGCAACAAGAAGAACAGAGAAAGAAGCAUGAAGAAGAGGAACGAAAGCGAAGAGAAGAGGAAGAGGAAGAACGGAGAAGACAGGAAGAAGAAGAAGAGGAAAGGAAGAUGAAGGAAUUGGAGGAGAAACGAAGACAAAGAAGGAUUGAAGAAGAGUCAAGGAAAAGAGCCGAAGAAGCCAAACGUCACGAACAGAAAAGGGAACACCUAAAAGCCGAGCUUAAGGAAGAAAACCACGAAAACUCGUAUAAGCGUUCGUCCACCCGACGGGUUCCAAAAGAGCUUGAGUACAAAAUUGCCAAACGUCAUCAAGAACUUCUGGAUAGAUUUGGUUCAAAGGCGCAAGCACCGAAAUCAAAAAGUCGGAAGCAUACUCGAAAAGGAGUUGUAAAUGAAGGAAGUGCUGGUCCCCAGGAGGAGUUUGACAGAGGUUAUGGCUCCUCCUCCUUCUACACGGAAAAUGAUUUCGAUGGAGGGAAUAGCAUUGAACAGCAGAAUUCUGAGCAAGAAAAGAGUCAAUCUGUAGAUAUCGACUUUAGCGCGGAUCAACCGGCCAAAAGAAGAAGAAAAUUGAAGAAACGAAAACCUCGCCGAAGAGUGCACGGAAUCAAAUCAGUGAGUGUUAUGACAGAAAAACGAAUCAGAGGAAACAAGUCUAUGGAGAAGGAUAGCGCAGCUUCCACGUUCCUUGGUGGCUGGACAGAUUCUAUAGAAACAGACAAGCAUGAUUUCCAAAUUUCUCCUACUACCACAUCGAUGCCAAAAACGUUAGCCGUAGUCGUUCAACCCAUUCUCAAACAAGGAUCAAGCAGAGAAGAGUCAUCUUACCCAGCUCAAAACAUACUGCCAAAUCCUCAACAGAUUCCAAACUAUCAGGAUCAAGAGCAGUAUCUGAAAGCGUACUAUGAACAAUAUUAUAAGGAGUGGUAUAGGCAGCACAACGAAGCGAACAAAGAAGCGGAGUCGUCAUUGAGUGAAUUGUCAUCAAGCCCUAUGCCCAGGCGUCAAAUAAAGUUUCAAUUCGGAAAGAGCGGAGAUUUUACAGAGAAUACGCCUCAAACAUCAGAGACGUAUCCACAUCCACAACAGCAAUCAUCAUUUGGACCACUUGGGUCUGUACAGCAACCCACGUAUGUGGCACCUCAAAUCGAAGCAGCGCCGGAAACUACUACUUCAUCACCACCCCUGACACGAGUACAGCUGGACAAAAUCUGCGCUGAUAUCCAAAAGACUACACAGAGUUUUGGAAUCAAGGAUCCAAAGACCUUCGCUCUCAACAACUGUUCAUUGAUCAAAAUGUAUUAUAAACAAGUUACUUGUGAGCAAAUCAAUAACGUAAUGGACUAUUGCGAACGAGAUUAUGGAGAAGAGGAUGAGGUCUCAUUGGCUCGUCGAAAAUGCAGGAAAAUGAUACACGAAAGUUCUGAUGAAGGACCUGCAAUUCAUCGAGGCCUCGAAAAGGUGGAGAAAACAAGGCUUCUGAACACUCUCCGCCCAUAUCUGCAAACGUUCCCAACUUUUUUGAUGGUGCAGAACCCCUACCGCAUACAAGCAACAUAUCUCAGAAGAUAUCGGCAAAAUUCUGUUCGAAGGGCAAGUGUCCCUAUAUCUCACAUUUCUCAAGAAGUAUUUGAUCUUCUGGUGAUCAAGAAUUCUUGA